AGUGUCAUGUUUUAUAAAUAUUAUGAUUGUUUGUUUACGUUUUUUCAUAAUAAAUUAUUUUCUUUAGUUCUUACUGCAAAUUAAUGAAUACAUACAUGAUUAAAUAAUUACAGCACAAAUAAACUUUUGUGUUGUUAUAGCGUUAUCAUAACUUGCAACAUGGAGCCUGUACAAGUAAAUCGACGCAAAAGGGUGGCCAAUUUCACCGCCGACGAAAAAAUUUUAUUGGCACAACUAGUUAAAAAGAGACCAAUUGUGGAAUCAAAAAUAACAGAUGGCAAGUCGGUCGCCAAAAAACAAGUGGCAUGGGAGCAAAUAACACAAGAAUUUAAUUCAAAUGCCAAUGUUCACAAGCGUGAAACUAUAACUUUGAAAAGAGCAUGGGAUAACAUGAAAGCUGUCACACGAAAAGCUCGUGCGGCCGAAAGAGGAAAUUUAAUUAGGACUGGAGGUGGCCCACAACCGCCUCCCUUAUCACCACAACAUGGUGCCAUAAUAAGCAUAGUUGAAGAGGCUGCACCUGCGGUGAUUACUGAAAUAAAAAAUACAUUUGACAUUGAUGGCACCAUUUUAAAUUCUAUUGAUACUCAAGAAUUAAACAUAAUUUCAGAAUCAGUAAAUAACCCAGAUACUAUAGAUAUUGAGUUUAAAAUAAAUUCUCCAGAAGAUACAAACCAGCUUGAAGAUGAAGAACUUUUUAAAAAUAACAGUGAUAAGGAAAAUUCUAAUCAAUCAAUCAAAACAACUGACCAAGUGCGUAGACCUACUGACUAUAUUCGUCGGGAGGCUGUAUUACGCAUUAGACAUUUUGAAAAUAAGAAAAAAAUUGAAAUUCAGAUAUUAAAAACACAGCUGGAAAUAGAACAAAUUAGAAAAAAAACAGCAUUGUUGGAGCAAGAAAAAGCUAAAUAUAAUUUAGAAAAAGCAAAAUCAGAAGUUACUUCUAAUUCUAAUUGAUAGAUAAUAAGAAAAAGUAUAAUAAUAGUAAUUUUUCAGUUUAGUUUUGAAAUAAAAGUUUAUAGUUGAUUA
Spodoptera frugiperda (fall armyworm) is the source of this 1029-nucleotide messenger RNA. Its product is annotated as myb/SANT-like DNA-binding domain-containing protein 3. The transcript is spliced from 2 exons. Bases 160 to 957 code for a protein of 265 amino acids. NCBI's taxonomy places the organism in Eukaryota, Metazoa, Arthropoda, Insecta, Lepidoptera, Noctuidae. The record is from RefSeq and is a predicted model, not a curated record.